Messenger RNA from Cynoglossus semilaevis (tongue sole), 9237 nucleotides. It is a transcript of the gene frmd4a, whose product is annotated as FERM domain containing 4A. The coding region runs from base 3139 to 6282 and encodes 1047 amino acids. NCBI's taxonomy places the organism in Eukaryota, Metazoa, Chordata, Actinopteri, Pleuronectiformes, Cynoglossidae. The record is from RefSeq and is a predicted model, not a curated record. Gene Ontology annotation, cellular component: adherens junction; bicellular tight junction; cytoskeleton. Gene Ontology annotation, biological process: establishment of epithelial cell polarity. The transcript is spliced from 24 exons.
GCAAGUCAAGAACACAGAGUGUACAAAUACAAAAAAUAGAUUAUAUAUAAUAGGUACAGAUAAGAAUAUAUUGAAUUAAGAGCAUUAAAGAGAUGUUUUCAAAAAAGUCUCAAAUUGUCAGUUUAUAUCAUAGUCCCUGUUCCAUUUCCUGGGUUAUAAAUACCCACAGUUCCCAAGUAUGAGUGUUUUUCCCAUUUAAAAUGUUAUUAGUGGAACCACAUUUCUGUCCCAAAGUGACUCAUGAUUACAUGUAGGAAGUUGGUCUCUCACAGAAAAACCCACAUACAGCAUACAUGUACACAAACCAAAUAUAUGCUACAUCCACAUGGAGAAAACCCACAUCUCUGAAGCUUCCAUUCCAGCCAUCUGGCCAUCUUUACAUGAUCCUUCCAGCCUAUCUCAACUCUGUUUCUACACGAGGCACCAUACAUAUCAGAAGAUAACUUCUGGGCAGGCUGUAUUUUUAUAUUUUGUUUUCUAUAGAGCUGUGAAAACCCUGGACCUUUGGGGCCACGGCAGCAAGACUGCAUGUUGUGUUGAAAUCUAAUCUGCACCAUAUGCAAGUGCUGCGGCAUGCAAACUAAAGUCAUGUCAUAGUUAUUAUUUAACUAUAUCGCGAAGACUGCAUCACGAAGCAGUCUUUUAUGGCAUGUGUCAUAUCAGCCUAAACCUCUGUUUAUAUCAUGUAUCACCAAUGUAGGUCACCUUCUUUAACUCAGACCGUCAACUUGACUGUGACAAUCCACUCACUAUGAAAGUCACCUCGCCCGUUCAUAUUUUUUUCUCAUGUUCCAUAUACACUAAAUACAUCCGAUCAGCACCUUGGCCCAGAAUAGAGGCUCCCAACUAAACAACAAGGAUCUAUCAGGACCCAAAUAGGUCACACAGAUGAGACUUUUUUCCUAUAUGUGUCUGUUGGUAGCUGUCCCUGGCGGUUGUUAAAAGUUGACAGCAUACUGUUGGGGUAAGGGAGGGAAAUCAGUGGACAAACAACUUCCCUACAUUCACUCUCCUUUGCUCUCUGGCCUUUUCUGUAAAAUGUGUUGACCUUAGUUUAUCUGAAGAUAAUCAUAUCCCCUGCCAAAAUGUAAGAGGUAAUUCAUAAAGAUUACAAAGAGAUAUGGGGUUAACGGAUGAGGAAGAAAAAGUAGUGUGUGUGUGUGUGUGUUGAAACCGAGCGAAUAAGCUGGGGAUGUUUAUGUUGGACAGACCAGGCCUGUGUCUGGAACAGGCCAAAAAUAUCCGGAAACAGAAAAAUCCAGCAGGAUGGGAAAGAACACACCUCCUCACUUCUCAUGUGACCUUCUGCAUUCUGCAAAGAAGGCUGAAGUUAGUGAAGGAAAAGUUAUGAUAGCAAGACCACUUUAAAGUUAAGUUCAUUUUAAUUGGGUGUUGUUUGCUGUCUUUGCAAGGAGUCUUUCACAUGAAUUCUGCAAACCUAAAAAAAAUACCCUGACAUGUAUUUAUUUAUUUAUUGAGAGAUGAGUGAUGUGUAAGGGCUUAUCUCUACCUUUAAAGCACACGAUUAUUAUCAAGCUAUCAUGUCAAGCAAUGAGCUUUAUUUUGUUUCAUUAACAGCUUGUGGUUUCAACAGUUGCUGUCCCAACUGUGUUAGAUGAACACAGUUAUCUUAGUUAGGUCAUUCAGAAAGUCAGAGGCUGCAGUGAAGCGUGGGCCAGAAAUCAUUUGAGCCAAACUAAGCACUAGCAGGUUUGUGUGUGUGGGGGAAGAAAGAGGUAGAAAACAUGCGUGUUGGGACAAGGGGUGAAUUAAAUAAAAAAUAUGGUUUAAAUGUAUAGAAACAAGUUGUCUGCUAAUUUUAAAGAGAUGUUAGACAGUGAUCACUAGUCGAAGUCAUUAAUCAGUCGUACUUCAACUUUUUAGGCUGUCAAAAUGAGUAGGUAAAGUAUAUUGUGUUUUUGUUUUAUUCUGCCAUAAGUGCAGAACAUAUACAAACGAUAGGGACAUGCAAAAUGGAGAGCUACUGUAAAAAAAUAUUUCGCAAAUAUUUGACCAUUUUUAAAAUUUAAUUUGGAGGAAGCAAAAAGCAUUCACCAAGAAAACAGUAUAACACUAACUCUUGUCCACUGUAACCACUGGGCAAAGAGAUAGAGGUUGGUACAGAGAUUAGAUUAGAGAUUAAAGGCAUAUGUUCACAUUUGUUUAGACGGGUUUCAAUGGGAGAUUGACCAAAAUAUUGUGAUCGUAGUAUUUCUGUAUUUUCAUAAGGAGAUUUAAAUUCUGAGUUGAUAAAGCUUUGGAAAAUGUUACGGAUUAGGAUUAGCGCUUGCAUUUAUUGACACUGUGGGAAACAGCUCACGGAGUGAGCGGUAGAAAUACUUCCUUUUGUCGUAAUCUGUGUCCUUUUUAAUUUAGACACGAGAGUAUAUUCGGAUUUGUGUGUAUGUGUGUGAGUGACGGGAGGAGGGAGAGUAAGGGGGAGAAAGAGCUCAGUGUCUCAAAGCAGGAUGAGCUGCUGCUGCUGAAACAGAAAUCUCUUACUCCCUCACCCCUCCUUUCCCCGCCCCCAAAUCUUCCCUUCCAUUAUUCCCGUAAAUUUAGGAAACUACGGUGACAGCGAGUGACGCGCUGUCACUUGGACCACGGUCGACCAUUACCUGCAUCUCCCUGUCGCUUACCUCUCUCCGUCCUCCUCCCCCUCAACUCUUUCAUUGAUGGUACGGUCUGCUGUUAUCGGCGCGUUCACACACUGUUAAUGGUGGACUCUGCCGGUAACGAGAAACAGAAGGAAGGGAAGGAGGAGAAGGCGGAGAUUGUUGGCCGGCCAGGACUAGACCCCAUGAAAAGCUCCUACCUUCGAAAGGAGGGAUACGAGGGAGCCAGUUUUGGGCGAACGUCGUUAUUCCGUGGGUCUUCUCUGGCCUUGGAUGGCCAGGCGUUGCGUAGUGUUCAGUGGAUUCGGGGGGAAAACAACGACCUCAGCUGCUCCUAACGAUGUAAUGUUCACUGACAUGGAUGCUGAUGUGCCUCCUCCUCUAGGCCGGCAUUUUUGAGGAUUUUUCUGUGGUUUCUACCUGGGAUUUAUAUUUCACAUUCUUAUAUAUAUAUAUAUAGAUUUUUUGUCUUUGGACCUGUGUUUUUUGUGUUGGAGCCUCGCAGGGGACGUUUGUUUGCAAGAUGACAGAGGGGAGGCGAUGUCAAAUCCAUCUCCUUGAUGACAGGAAACUGGAGCUUCUUGUACAGCCCAAACUAAUGGCCAAGGAUUUGCUGGACCUGGUGGCCUCUCACUUUAACCUCAAGGAGAAGGAGUACUUUGGAAUUGCAUACACAGAUGAAACGGGCCAUUUCAGCUGGCUGCAGUUGGACCGCAGGGUGUUGGAGCACGAGUUUCCUAAAAAGUCUGGUCCUAUUGUCCUGUAUUUUUAUGUUCGAUUCUACAUAGAGAGUAUAUCCUACCUAAAGGACAAUGCCACUAUUGAGCUCUUCUUUCUAAAUGCCAAGUCAAUCAUCUACAAGGAGCUUAUUGAAGUCGACAGCGAGAUUGUCUUCGAGUUGGCUUCCUAUAUUUUACAAGAAGCUAAAGGUGAUUUUACCAGCAAUGAUGCAACCAGAUCUGACCUGAAAAAGCUCCCAGCUCUGCCCACCCAGGCCCUGAAGGACCACCCAUCACUGGCAUACUGCGAAGACCGGGUCAUAGAACAUUACAAGAAGCUCAGUAGCCAGUCCAGAGGGCAGGCAAUUGUCAAUUAUAUGAGCAUCGUAGAGUCUCUACCAACAUAUGGAGUACAUUACUAUGCUGUUAAGGAUAAGCAAGGAAUUCCAUGGUGGUUAGGUCUGAGCUAUAAAGGCAUCUUUCAGUAUGACCACCAGGACAAGGUCAAGCCCAGGAAGGUGUUCCAAUGGCGUCAGUUGGAGAACCUCUAUUUCAGAGAGAAGAAGUUUUCAGUGGAAGUUCAUGACCCCAGAAGUAGGGCGUCGGUGACGAGAAGGACAUUUGGUCACAGUGGCAUCGCUGUGCAUACCUGGUACGCCUGUCCUGUCCUCAUCAAGUCCAUCUGGGCCAUGGCCAUCAGCCAACACCAGUUCUACCUGGACCGCAAACAGAGCAAGUCAAAAAUUCAUGCAGCACGGAGUUUGAGUGAGAUUGCCAUCGACCUGACGGAAACAGGAACACUGAAAACCUCCAAACUGGCUAACAUGGGCAGCAAGGGAAAAAUUAUCAGUGGCAGCAGUGGCAGUUUGCUAUCCUCAGGCUCUCAGGAAUCAGACAGUUCCCAGACGGCAAAGAAAGACAUGUUGGCAGCAUUGAGGGCCCGGCAGGAAGCUCUGGAGGAAACACUCAGACAGAGACUAGAAGAACUGAAGAGCAUUUGCAUCAGAGAAGCUGAGCUGACAGGAAAGCUUCCUAAAGAAUAUCCACUCGAUCCAGGUGAAGAGCCACCCACAGUGAGACGGAAAAUCGGCACUGCCUUCAAACUGGACGAGCAGAAGGUUCUUCCAAAGGGAGAGGAAGUGGAGCUGGAGCGGUUGGAACGAGAGUUUGCCAUUCAGUCCCAGAUUACUGAGGCGGCCCGGCGUCUCGCCAGCGAUCCUCAUGGAAGCAGUAAGAAGCUCAAGAAACAGAGGAAAACGUCUUAUCUCAGCGCACUGAAAAAGCUGCAGGAAAUUGAGAACUCUAUCAAUGAGUAUCGUGUCCGCUCGGGAAAAAAGCCUACGCAGAGAGCGUCCCUCAUAAUAGAAGAAGCGAAUAUUGGCUCUGAAGACAGCUCCUUGUCUGAUGCACUGGUCUUGGAUGAUGAUGACUCCCAAGUUACAGGAACCCCAACCUUCUCUCCAGUAGCUUCACCUCACAAGGGGUUACCUCCUAAACCACCCUCUCACAGUCGGCCCCCUCCACCGCAGUCCCUGGAUGGCCUGCGACAUUUGCACUACACAUGCUCAGACUACGAUAAAUCACCCAUCAAGCCCAAGAUGUGGAGUGAAUCAUCGCUGGAUGAGCCUUAUGAAAAAGUCAAAAAACGUUCGUCAUACUCCAGUCACAGGCGUUUUCCAAGCUCUAGUAGUGCAGAUGUUGGAGGCAGUAACUCAUUGCAGAGCAGCCCUAUCAGGAUUCUUCCUCACUGGAACUCUCAGUCCAGCAUGCCCUCGACCCCUGACCUGAGGUCUAGGACACCACACUACGUACAUUCUACUAGAUCAGUGGACAUCAGUCCCACACGUCUGCACAGUCUUGCUCAGCACUUUAGAAACCGCAGCUCCAGCCUAGAGUCUCAAGGCAAGCUGCUUGUGUCUGACCCAGACACACAUCCGCACACUCUGGGAACUCUUGGCAGCCCUGACUUCUUUGUGGGUCCAGGACGCAGCUCCAACGGCUCUGACCCUCUGGAUGACUGUUCAUCCUGCACCAGCCAAAGCAGCUCAGAACAUUUUUACCCCGCCGGUAGACCUCCUGGUAACAACCCCAACUACUCCACUCUGGGGGAGGAUUCACCCUCUAAAGCCAGGCAGAGGCAGAGGCAAAGGCACAGGUCUGCAGGACAUCUUGGUUCUUCUAAUUCGGGCUCGAUGCCCAACCUCGCCGCAAAAAAUGGCUCCAGUGAAGGUGUCGGUGCAGGCAGCAUGGGAGGAGGACACCAUGGAGUUUACCUUAGCAGCCAGAGCCAGCCUUCCUCCCAGUACCGCAUUAAGGAGUACCCACUGUACGUGGAGGGCAGCCCCAACCCUGUGGUGGUGCGCAGUUUGGAAAGCGAUCAGGAGGGUCACUACAGCGUGAAGGCCCAGUUCAAGACAUCCUGCUCCUACACAGCCGGGGGACUGUACAAGGAAGCUUGGGGGGGAGAGGACGCAGGAGAGGGCAUUGGCCGACUCACGCCAUCACGCUCUCAGAUCGUACGGACUCCAUCUUUGGGGAGGGAGGGUAGUGGUGGAGGAGGUGGGGGGAGGGCUGCAGUGUCUGAAGAACUGCGGUGCUGGUACCAGAGGUCUUCGGGAAGCCUUAAGGAAAGGAGUCAUUCACAUUCGGGGUCCACUUCGUCCGAGACUGGAUCACAGCAAGGCACUCUGGGAUCUGGACGAGGGAUUCGAGUGGGGACACUCGCCAAGGGCUCACCAGCUGCGUCUCCCCACAGCCAGAGGAGUAUGACGCCAUCGAGCGAACAAGCAGCCACACCUACGCCCCCCUGCAGCCCGCAACAUAUCCUCAACUGGCAGAGCAGCGGGCCCUUCAGUGACAGCUGUUUCCUGAACAGUCCCCUGUAUUCAGAGCUGGCAGAUGUGCAGUGGUACGGAUCUGACAAGGCCAAACCUGGAACCCUGGUCUGAGACCUUCCUUCCAGGACGGUCCCAUUGCCCUCUCGGCUGUUCUUCACUACUACCCAGUGACAACCAACAACCUCAUCCUUGAAGCCCUGCGAAAUCCUGCUCCGACCAGACUAUUGGGUGGAACUGAAGCCUUUAUCCUCCAUAUGUUCUGCUCCAUACACAUUUCACCUCUUCCUGUGAAGGGACGAAAGUCAGCAGGUCUUGACAUAGGGUUGGUUUUAGAAGACAGACUGAGCAGAGCCACCAAAGCAUCGGAAUAGUCAGCCUAUAGCAACACUGAGCCCUUUUCCUAACCCUGCAGCACACAAGCAACAGACAAGCAAAAUGAGACAUGGGAAGAGACAGAGCACAGAACAAAACAAGUCAGAAACCCAGCAUUUGCUUCAUAUCUUAUUUUUGAUCCUAUAGCCUUUUUUUUACUGCAAUACGCUACCGUCAAAUCAGAACUUGAUUUGAGUCAAAAGUGGUAACAUUUACAGGCCCCAACUGUUCUGUUGUCUACUACAGUCAAUGUAGUAUUGUGGCCCAAUAAGAGGAGAUGAUCCAAACAAAGAGAAAUUAAACAAAAACACCAACAUUCAUUUGCAUUCAGUAUUAACCCAUCACCAAAGACAACUGCUGGAUUAACCCGGUCACACCAAGAACACAGACGUCCCUGCAGAAGUCUAACUGACUAUCAGGACCCUUUCGUUGAGGACUUCAGCAUAAAAAAAAAACACUGAACGUGAACAUGUUCAUUUCCUGUUGUUGUGUUCGUAUGGGAUUCAGUUGUGGUCAUGUCUGGCCACAUGGAGGACUAUGAACGGAACUUAAAGGCAGAGUUUAAUUGGAUUUGCACCCUUAAACUGACACCUUGGCCAUUUGGUUUAUUUUGUAACCGCAAAACAAUUCCAUAUUUCAGAGUAGCCUAUCCUGAUUCCAGCAACAUUUUUUCUGUGUGUGUUUAAAAGCACAUUCGUACAUCUGCUGACCCUAAGAAAAUAAAACGCUCUUUUAUUUUGAAGGAGUAGGUGAUAACGACGCUUCGCUCCGGUUGCGUCUUCAUCAAAAGUACUUUCAGCGUCAGCUCGUCAUCAGACUUCAGAAAUUUAAGCAAAUAGCCUUAUAAUGACUAACUACACAGAUGUGAAUUUUUAAAUACAUCAGCACAGAUUAGUAUCUUCAUUAGCAAUUGAGACGUCGCUGGAGAAAAAAAACAAAACAGUUAUCACUUUAUUCACUCUUUCUUGUCUUUUCGGCUAGGUUUCACAUCCUGGUGUCUUUUUUUUUUUUUUUUUAAAUACACCUCUGUAACAUGUCAGCAGUAACUCGACUUACCACAAGAUGCCAGGUCAGUACUGCCGCUCACAACAGUUUGCAUUUAUUGGUACGUACCAGUGCUAUUUCCUUGUUUAUUCCAAACCCUGUAUGUUUUGAGUUCAUCACAGGAACGGCAUCUCCUGGUCCUUACAAAACCUUCAGAGAACCGCGGGUUUGAUUAGAUACUGUGGGGCAGCAGCAACAAAGCAGGUAAUUCUUUAAUUCAAUUUGGCGUCACAGCGACUCUUCUUUGGUCUUAAAGCACAACAUUAAGUGCGUGAGAGCACGAGCUGCUAUUUCUUUACUCUCACUUUCUACUCUGUGUAUUUUACUGAAAACUUUUAUUUAAUGGAAAAGGCAACUAGGACGGGUAGAUGUAAUACCUGAACUUUUUUUUUUUACACUACAUUGAUCAUUCACAUUACACAACUCCGGGAUCAGGGCAGAACAGAAGCCAUAAUUUAAAGUGAGAAACUCCCCUUUCUCCUAACAACAAUCAGAAUUUUGAAAAGGCGCUUUAAAAAAUUUAAAAUAAAAUAAGCACACAACAUUUGUACCGAAGAGGUAGAAUUGUUCAUGUUACAGUGGUCUCUAAAUAUAAAUUCUUUUUUUUUUCAGAUUUGUUUAUCAAAGAAUACAAAAAAUACUGGUGUUGAUUUUUUUCCCCCCAGAUUUAUCACCUGUUGCUAUUUUUAGGAAUAUGGCAGAUUUUUAAUGAUUAAGAAGAGAAGUGGUCAACAUCUCUCUUCUUAAACAAAAACACUUGUGUAGACGAUCUCAGUAGAAUGAUUACCUAAAUCUCACAAUCUUACCUUAGAACUGACAGGUAUUUUUUAGCAGUAUUUAAUAGUACUGCAUUUCAGCCUUUUCUGAUAAAAGUCCAACACAAUCCUAUGCAUGUCUUAGUGAUCCAGCCACUAAUAUCCCAAAGACAUCGACACACCACGUUGUAUUCAUUAACAGUAGCGUGUCCAUUUAGUCACUCUCUGUAAAACAUUGUCCUAAUUUCUGACGUCAUGAGCCCAACGUGAUAAAGUCGACGUUUCCCGUUUUUCCAAAAUACACAGUUUCUGUGCUUCGGUUAGAUUUUAGAAGAUUUUUAAAAAAAAAGUCAAAAUGAUAUGAACUCUUUAAUCAGUUUUUCCUGUCCUAAUGAAGGCGGUAUGUGAAGGUUUUUUGACGUUUCUAACAUUGACAUUCAUUGUUCUAACAAUGUUCUGUUUUAUAUAUAUACUGUAUAUGUCAGUAUUGUUUUAAUGUUUAUUAUUUUUGACAUUGUAACAACCCUUUCAGGUGCUACAAAAUGACCAGUUACUGCAUUGUCAUUGGAUCGAGAAAAGAAAAUCCCUUCACUGUUAUCGAUGCGCUCAGUACCGAUGUGCGAAAUUAAGCUUAUUUUAACAGACAUUUUAAAAGUAGAACAUUUCUCCAGCCAAACAAUAGAGCAUGUGACUUUAUUUGAUCGGUUUGGUUCAACUGUAACAUAGUAGAAAGGUAAUUCCGCAGUUAAUUUAUUCUUUUUUCUAAUAAAAAUUUGUAUAGUACCUUUACAUUUUUCAAAACUGGCAUUGUAAAUCAAUGAUGAAUUUUCAAGACGAGAAGAUGUGGUGGUUCUUGAGAGUAAGAAAAAUAAAUUAUUGAUGAAUGUUCUCAAAA